Caenorhabditis angaria is the source of this 455-nucleotide messenger RNA. Lineage: Eukaryota; Metazoa; Nematoda; Chromadorea; Rhabditida; Rhabditidae. The record is from the annotation of a GenBank genome assembly.
AUGUCAGAUCGUCUCACACAAUUACAAGAUUUGGUAAAUGAUUUGGCUGCGUUUAUGACAAAUGCUGUUGGUGUUUUACAAGCAUCAGCUCCAGCUUGUGAUUUUAAUGAUAAUAGUCCUUUGGAAGAUGAGCCGAAUUGUGAUAUUUUUGCGGUGAAUAUUUCGAGAUGUGCAAAAGAUAUUGAGGUAAAUUUCAUUGAAAAUUCGAUAUUACUGGGGGAAUUAAUUCAAUUCACUGUUAUUAUUUUUUUUAGAUUCUCAUUGAUUCAUUUCCAAUGGAAAAUUUGGGCUGCGAUGAUAUUGAAGAAGCAAUGAAAAAAACAGCGGAUGAAAAACGAAAAGCUGUUGAAGAAUUGGAAAAAGAGAGUGCAGAAGCGGCAGAAAUCCUUCAAAAAGUUCAAGAAAAAUUGACAGAAAUCGCAACAACUCAAAUAAGUUCAAGGCCCACUGCUUAA